GCGCGCGGGGGCGGGGGCGGGCGAGAGGUUUCUGGGCUGCGCUCUUUGCCCCGCUGCGUUGCGUCUGGCGGCUGAGGCGGCGGGACCCGGAGGAAGCCAUGGGGGCCUAUCUGAGCACCGUGAGUACCCGGCCGCCUCCCUUUCUCCCGCGCCUUGCACAGCGCUGCUCCCCGGGGACCGGCCGAGGCAGGGCGCGCCCUCUGCAAAUGGCAGCCCGGGGCGCGCGCCUCUUCCUGCCCCGCCGCGGGCGCCCAGCGCUGCAGGUUCCCCUUUGCGGACGCGCAGCGCCUUUUGCAAGGGGCUCGCCUGGGCGCCUUGCACGCAGAACAAGUCGGAGGGCAGCAUCUUCCUUUCCUGCACGUUUCUAAGAUGGUCAGAAGGCGCUGCUUGGAGGUUGCUGCGCGUUUGCAAGGGGGGCGGAAGGAGGGAGAGAUCCCCCGCGCGCGCGCACCUCGUGAGUGCAUUAAGAAAGAGAAAAAAUAGUUGGGGGGGGGGGGAGAUCGAGAGCAGGCCGGUAUGCAGAGAGAGGCCUAUUCUAUCAGCUGCUGCGAAGCUUGCAGGGCGGGGUUUGUGACUCAUCGUGCUUUGACAACUCAUAGGAAAAACACUCCGGACUUUCCUGGCGAUCACCACACUGGAAUAGAAAAAGCUUUUUGCCUUCUCUCUGUUGCUAGCCACCCAUCAGCAAUGGAUGGUUUUUAAAGUUAUUUAUAGAGCUUUGAAUUUUUUUUUUAAAAAGGGGGUGUGCCUAAUGUACUUUGAUGUGUAUAUAUACACAUCAUAAUGCUGACAGUAUAUUUUGCAUUAUUACAUUUUGGUGAGAGGCAGUUAAGAGAACAUUAUGUACCCCCAGCAGCCUGAUCUAAAGAAAAAAUAGUUUAAGAUCAAUAGCCCGAUUCAGUACAUGUUUAGUAACUCUUGGCAAGUUGUGUUUUACUCCCAAGUAAAUCUACAUUGAGUCAGUAGUGAUGUAGUAGCACUUACUCUUAAGUAAAUAUGCAUAAUGUAGGGCUGCACAUCUUGCUGGCUUUUAAUAGCUCUUACUUUAGCCAUUAUCUUAUUUACAUUCAGUGGAAUUUUUUUACGCAUAAUUGGUGCCUUUGGAAAGAGAGCAUAACAGAAGGCUAACUAUCUUGCUUACAAAAGCACUGCAGUCCUUGGAGAAAAGUGGUGGAGCACAUGUUUUGCAGGUGCAACCCCUGGGAGGCCUUGGGCAGCAGGAUUAGGACAGACCUUGAUGAAAUGCAGAGAUUUACCAAGAGUCAGGCUAUGGAGCAAGUUGGACCAAGAUCAGAGGCAUUUUAUCUCUUACCUCCUGAAGAAGCAAUAUACAGGAAUGGCACAAAUGGUGGCUUGGGACCCAGCCACACUCUCUUCAUCCACCUGCAGAUCUCUGAGGUUCCUGCUCACCAAGAGGAUUAUCAAGAGGUGCCAGGCUCCAUCCAUCGCCCAGAGAAUUGCAUGCUCCCAUACAGUUUUGUAUUAUUGCAACUUAUAAAUCAUAUUGAGGAUUAUUCAGUCAGAAGGCAGAGUAUUAAUCUUCACAAUUCAGAGAAGGAAAAGUUACCAUCACAGUUCACAGUAGUGGGGUUUAAUAACUGAUCUCAGGGGUUGUUUGUGCAUCAGCUCCAGGGCAGAUAUUUUUUGGUGACUUUUGACGGGGUUGUUCUGGAGCACCCUGUUUUGGGGAGCAUCAACACAGUGCUGGUCAUGAAGGUUUCUGCAGGCAUAAUGGGGAGGCCACAGACUAUAGAAUGGGAGAUCCACGGCAUCCUACAGACUCUCAGCCCACCCUCCCAGGGAGCAUAGGAUUACUUGUGUAUUCAUUUAAUUAAUUGAAAUUAAACAUUUACCAGAUCUUCAGUAUAGGUACUUGAUAGGUGAUCAACGUGGCGCCCUCCAGAUGUUGUGGACUCAGCACCCAUCAAUUCCAGCCAGCUUGGCCAAUGGUCAGGUGUCAGGUCCAGCAACACCCAAAGGCUGCCACAUUGCUUUGCCUGUACAGUAACACACCACAAGCAAAUUAUUUUCUGAGAAAUAGCUCCUCAGCCAUCACCAGUUAAUAUUUGUCCUCAAUUAUUAAAAUUAAGACUGAACGUUCCAUAGAACAAAUGGGCACUUAUAUAUAAGUACAGUAAUUCUCUUUGUUUUGAUUCUGCCUGGGUCUCGCUAUGCUAGAAACUGAGUUAUCAUUAUUUACAUCUCUCAUAAACAUUUUCUGUGUCUUUUGAAGUUCUACAAAACAGAACUUAACAUCACCACUUAAAACUUGGUUGAAGAGACGGGUGGUGUCUGGAGAAAUUUAAUUGGGUACUUCUGUAUUGUUUAACUUUCCAAUAUAUAUUGUGAGACAACAGCGUUUUCAUGAGAGUUAUAAAUCCUUGUGUAGCCUACUUGCAGUGGAUAUAAUAUAGCAGGCUUCCUCAACCUUGGCCCUUCAGAUGUUUUGGGCCUACAACUCGUUUGAUCCCUAGGUAGCAGGACCAGUGGUCAGGGAUGAUGGGAAUUGUAGUCUCAAAACAUCUGGAGGGCCGAGGUUGAGGAAGCCUGUAAUACAGAGUUCAGAGGGAGCACUGUAGCUUCCCAUGUAUGCGGUUCGAAGUUUUCCAUCCCGCAUGUUGGGGGCUUAGGCUUCAGGCAGCCCCCAAAGGGCCCACCGAACUUGGCAGGUGAGCAGGAAGGGGCCCGUAGCUUAGGACGGGGUGUCAGAGGCUGGAUGGCAAUUCUUUUUGCCCUGCCUUGCUCCUUAUGCUACCCUGAAGGCCACCAGCCUAGAGCUUCGAUUCUAACUCUCUGGGCUCUUGAGUGGUUCAGAGAAGCUUGCUGAACUUCACAGCUGAUACAGAUAAAUUCCUAUUCAGUUUGUUUUAAAAAGCUAAACUAGGUCACACAAUUGUAUAAAAUGAGUGAGACACCAAAACAGGAAGUUGCAAUAUAUAUGUGUUGGAGGAGUGGUACCUUCAUGAAAGGGAAGUGUGUCUUCUUGGUGGGCUACGGUUCUGGGUUCCUCAAGAAAACUACAGACCCCCACCUGGUCCCCUUCCCUUCCCAUCACCUCUCUUGUUCAUCUUUCCUUUCCUUUUUCCCCCUACUCCUGGCUUCCAGAUUUCUCCUCCUCCUCUCCUUGUAACUUUCUGCUUCCUCUCCCUUCCAAGUUCAGUCGCAACUACUCUUGGAUUUUUCUGUUGAUUCUUACCAGCAGCUCUCACUUUCGUUCCUAGCUACGUUUAAAAUAGCAUUUCAGCAUGAUUCAGGAAGUGACUUAUUCAAGGCAGCGAGAUGGUUGUUUCUGCCUUCCUUGUAGUUGUGUGUGUCUUCCUCUACCCUGUUUCACUCCAUUUUUCUACUUCCCUUUUCUCUGUUCAUUAAGUAGUCAGUAGUGGAAGAAAGUGAAAGAGAAAGGCAGCUGAGAACAGGGAAAGAGAGUGGAGAUCACUGCUCCUUCCAGUCUCUUUUCUUAACUCGCACUGUGGUCGACCUUGGCUAGCCUCUCUGGCAUGUCCAGCAGCUGAACAGCAGCAUUUUAAAGCCUCCUGCUUUUGUGACUAUUUCCCACUGCUCUCUGGCCACUUCCAGCCAGCCAGUUCCUUACCCCCUCGCCCCAGCGUUUUCCAAAGGACUGUGCUCCGGGGCAGCUGAGCAUGCUUAGCCUCCAUUGCUAUGUGUUGGGAAACCCAGCUGGAUGUGCGGGGUAUAAAUAAUAAAUUAUUAUUAUUAUUUUUCUUUUUCUUUUUUGCCCCAUUAGUUUUGAUCUUUAGUUAGCAUUUUGCUUGCACUUCUGCAAACCUUGGGGUUUUCCUGAGACAUUCCUCUUGUUUCUUGGUGACUGCUUUGACUUUCUCUCAUAUCUUUAUGUAUCCCUGUCGGUAACCUUUGCUUCCUCAAAUCCGCCUGAGCUCCCUGUUCACCUUUGAUGUCCCCUUGUGUAUUGAUGGCUCUGUAUGAGGACUACAUUACACUGAAAAUAAGUGUGUCCUUUUUGUAAUCAGCUGGAUGUAUAGAAGGAAAGAAAAAUAUAUAGAAUAUAUCAGUUAUGCAUGCUAGAUAUUAGCCACAUGUUUGUAGGAGAAAGGGUUCCAUUGCAGAAGUGACUUGGGAGGGUUGCAUCAGUUUGAGACAUUUGCAAGACGUGGUCUAUUGCAGUUGGCUUGACAGGAUGAACUUGCUGUUUUCGUAGCAGGCAUUGUUGGCGUCUUCUUCCCACCAUUCCCUCUGGCAAGUCUGACUGAAUUCCUCAGAGGGCUAAAUCUGAAUGUGCUACACGCUGCUGGGCCGCACCCUAAAGCUGGAGCCAGUAAUCCUUAGCUGACCAAGGUCCUGGUUGAAAGCUUUAAGAAGAGAAUGCUAGCUGCUCCGCGUUUGUUUCUUAAGAAGACUAAAUUCCCAGGGAAGGCAGAGAAGCCAUAUUGCUUUUUCUUCCUUGACAAUAAUAUUCUGAUGUUUGAGAUGUUGAAUGUCUUCCAGGAAACUGAUGCAAAUAUUGCGUGUGUGUUUUGGCUUCCUUCACUGGUUCUUGGUCAGGAAGAACUACUAAUCUGGAAACUUCAGCUGGUGGGAAUGUGUUGCUUGUUCUUUUAACGGAAUCUCAUGAGGCUCUUAAACAAACCGAUUCCAUGUAGCAAAACACACAUGCCCUCUUCAUUCAUAAAAUAGAUAAUAUAGUAGCAGUGCUUGAAAUUCACACAAUUGUAUUUUAUUUAUGUUUGUUUGAAGUAUUUGUCAUCCAGCAUCCACUCAAGAAGCCCAGGGUGGUUUUUAAGCAAUUGGUUGUUGUGAGUUAUCUUGUUUUAUGUGUGGCAAAUAAUAGCAUUAAAAAUCACAAUUAACAAUGAAGAAAACUAGCAAAUCAACCUAUAUGAAAUUAAUAAUAAUUGCUAUAAACCAUGAAUAACAGUGGUUAUUAAUUAAUGUUCAAUAAAUAAUAGUGGCCUUAAAUUCCUUCAGGGCACAGCUCGUCCUUUCAGGAAAUUUAUGGUUCCUGUCUUCUUUUUCUCUCUCCCUCCCGACCCCACAAAAAACUAAAAGGUAACAUGAAAACAUGCUUCAGAUUUCCCACCCUUGGAAGCAGCUGCCAAUGAAAUGAGAUAGGGAAACUUGGAAGUGCCGUGAUGCCAUAUCACACAUUUUACUGGCUAGACACAAUGAAGGGGCUUGGGGAGAAACUUAUUUAGAAUUGCUGCCAUUUGUAGCAGCCAUGCAGCUCACGCAACAGUUUGUUGUACUCUUAGAUGUUCCAGUAGGAUCUUAAGAUGUUAACCAUGCCUUGGUUGUCACGCAGGCUGCAGUGCUAAUCCAGUGGCACUGGCUGCUUUCCCUGUCUUAUGUCUUAUGUUUGAGAGCCUCUCAACAAGAGGAUAAACCAGCAAGAAUGGAUAAAAAAGUCAUUGGCCAUUCAAAGUUGACAAAACAAAAUGGCUCCCCUGGCUUAAAAUUAGAUGGUAAAGACAGCUGAAGACGCUGUAUCGUUGGCUCUGUUUGGGCAGCCUGGAGAAGGUAAGAUUGGAAGAGCAUAGAAAAGCAGUGCCAACUCCCCUAGCCUGAGAAAUGGUUGACCCAGCCUCUGAGACUAUGAUAAUAUGUUGGGGGUGGGGUGGUAAUAGUUUCUGGCAGUAUAGCAUUGUGGGUAGAAAGUUACUUUGACCAGGGAGUAUUGGAUUGGAGCCCCAAAAUUUGAUGCCAUGUCUGUUGCCUAAACACCCUGCAGGAAAGGAUUAGAACAAAAGUAAUAAAAUUUAAAUUGUAUCUGGUUUUCUGGGAGAGACAGGAUCUAGUAUAAUGGGUCACAAACAUAGGGUGGUUCACUAGUAUUAUGCGCAAAUGCACCAUGUCAACAAGACUGUAGUCAGAAUAUUGACAGAAGAGCUCUCAACUUGUCUUUUUCAAUGGGGCAUUCGGAAUAAGAGUGUUUUUAUGUUCUCCUUAAGAACCUCCUGCAUUAGUGAUUAAUUAACAUUAGUGCUAGCCCUGGGAAUAUCUGAUAUUGCGGCUAGAGGAAAUUGAUUUUUUUUAUUGCUUCAGCACCAUCAAAUGAUGCUCUGGAUAAAAUAUAUGUCUGACUUGGUGGAAUUAAUUUCAGCUUAUGUGUCCUGAUGUGUACAGGGUAGAAUAAUAGAAUUGUAGAGUUGGAAGGGACCCCAAGGGUCAUCCAGUCCAACCCUCUGCAGUACAGUACUUGCAGGCUAGGUGUCUGACUACAUCCUCUCUACAUCCGUGCCCAGCAGAGUUAGUGAAAUCUAGCCUUGCAAAAAGAGGAGGGUUGAGCAGUCCAGGGGGUGGUGAGCGCUUCAUUGCAUAAGGGGUAGUUGCUGCCUCCAUAAAGGGGCAGGGGGAACGACUCUGGACCUAGUAGAUUAUAACAUCUAUCACCCAGUUGCAGAUACCUCCUUUUGGGGGAAAGUGAUUGAGGUGGUCAUGGGAGCAUGUCUGGAUAGGAUCUGGCUGCAUUCCAUUGUGGGUUCUCUGGGCUUGAAACCAAAUCAGCAUUGGUUUUCGUGAUGGAUGACCUUUUGUAGAAAGGAGGAUGAGGGAGUGCAGCUUCUGCUGUCAGUGAUUUUUGAUACCACUGACCCCGGUAUCAUUUUGGACUAACUCUGUAGGACGGGUAUGUUGGCUCUGUUCCAUUAUUAUUAUUAUUAAUUCAGUAUUGAACAACACUUACAUGUUAGAAAGAAAGAGAGCCACUGUAUCAUAACCAAAAGACGGUCAUUCAUAUGCUCCAUACCAGCCUUUCUCAGUGUUAGGUACUCAGCUGUUAUUGGAUUACAACUCUCCUCAUCCUUAGCUAGCAGGACCAGUGGUCAGGGAUGAUGGUAGCUGUAGUCCAACAAAAGCUGGGUGUUAGAAACCAGUGUUAGAAACUCAGAUAUAGAAGCUGGGUGCCAAAUGUCCUAUUUUCAAAUGAUGUACUGACUGUGAUUGAUUCUCAUUUAAACAUCUGGCUGGUUCAGAUGACCACCUUGAGCCAGGUUAAGAGCUUUGAGAACUUAAAGAAGAAAAGUCCCUUGAUCCACAUAUAUAUUGGCCUAUUCCUACCUUUUUUUCCUUAAUGGCAACAUGGACCAUUCAUAACAAUUGUGAGCAGGGCAGUGGGGUGGGGUAGGUGAAGAGACAGCAGUUAACUAUAACGUCGUUCACUGCUCCUGCUCAGGCUGCACAGAAAAAGCAUUUUGGUUCCUGAAAUUCAUUCCAAUUGUGCAGGUGAAAUAUAACUGGGUGGGGUCUUAGUGUGUGAACACAGUCCAGAUCCAAGGAUCCACAGGCAGGCAGCUCCAGAUGGUGGAGACGUCAGGCGCCAUCCUGGUGCCCAGGAAUCUUCGCUUGGUUGCAGUCACUUGGCUGAUGGCCCGGUACAAAAUGUGCCUGGUGCCUCGGGAGUUUUUGACGCUGGAUUUAAUGUUGAGAAAGGCAGCUCCAUAUGGACACAAACAGUAAGAGGGAAAAGGAGGGAAGCUGAGGGUUAUUUCUCUAGCCGCCAGAUCUGACAAAUCACCUUAGACAGUGAAGCUCAAGCACAUUGCUCAAGACCAGUUUAUGCAGGAAUGUCUGUGUAUGCAGUCCAAAUAUCAGGACUCGCCCUGCUGCCUAUGCAUAUGGACCAGUCUUUAUAGGCCCUCCAACCACUGUACAAUAGUGGUGCAAGAUGCACUUUCCAGUAUUGAAUUGUCUGUCACUUUGCCACAAUUUCCAUGUCCCUCAGUGAGGUUCCAUAAUACCGGGAUAUAGUUCAGCAUUGCAUUUGUGGAUGUAUAUGUCAAAGAUAACUGUACAACUAGAUAAAGGUGUGUGAAGACCUCUGACGAGAACAGGGCUUUGAAUGUGGUGAUUCCAAGGUCCUGUCUUCAACGCUGCACCCACAGUUAAAAUAAUCUUAUAUAAAAUAAAUUGGGCCACUUGAAACCGUAUUGGCCCCACACCAGGGCAGAUAUAGAAGAGAAGAAAAUUAUCUUCUAUUAGAUGAACUGGGAGAAUGAAAUAUUGCAAGAUACUGAGCUUCAGGGUCAUUGUUUAGAAAUGUUUUGGGUUGUUUUUUUAGGAAUACUAAAUCUGCAGCACCUUUAAACAAAUCAUUCCAAGAAUUUUGUCUGUUGUAUGUGGGGAUAUUCUCUAGUUCCUUUGCUUUCUCUCCUUUCAUGAUGACAGAUUAUCUCUCCUGCCCCUCAGCAGUAUCUUAUAAGGAAUUAUAAACCACUAAGGUCAACCAUGCAGUUAGAUAAGUUGCCAUCAUGUAUAAUGUUCAAGAGUCACUCAGCCAAAUCUGAUAAAGAGCUUCCCUUGGAAUGAAGAGUGGAAAGCAGUUGGAGCAGCCCAGCCGCUCUAGGCUCCAAGUCCAGAUCUCAUCCUCUGAGAAAUGCCUGCUAGCCCUCAAAUUACUUCUUCAGAGGAGAGCAAUGGCAGGGUCAGCCCACCCAUGAGGCAAGGUGAGGUAGCCAUCUCAAGUGGCAGAAUCCAUAGGGGCAGCAGAUCCUGAUGUGGAUCUUUAUUCCCCUUUGUGCCUGAUGUAGAUCUUCACUCACACUUCUUCCCUGGUGGGGAGGUGGGAAUCAUUCUGUGGUUCAUCUCAGGUGCUGAAAUGUCUUGGGCCAGCCAUGAGCAAUUGUGGCAGGACAUGGUGUCAGUCCACCUGAGCAGAUGGAGAUACAGUCUUGACCACUGUGCAUCUUUCCCUCAGAGUGGCCUUGUUAUAAAACUGGUUACUGAAUUAUGGAUAAUAAUGAGCAGCUUGUUACAUGAUGCACAGAUAUCUAACACUUGAUAUUCAUACAACUUAGCAGUUAGAUACUGUGAUCGAGUCACAUGCAGCUUCACUUCUCAUCCUGUAUGAGCUGUAUUCUAUUAUUAUUAUUAUUAUUAUUAUUAUUAUUAUUAUUUAUUAAAUCCACCCAAGUUAUUUUUAAUUGCAUCCUUUUGUAUUGUGCAAGUCCAUAAUGUUUGUUUGUGCUUAAGAAGUUUUGAUCAUUUCUAGACCCUUGGCUCUGAUUCUGGCACAGAAAAGCAAAAGUCCUAGUUAACACAAACAAGACCUGUGUUUGACAUAUUUACAUCAUGGCUGCAUAAUUACAUCCACCAUUUGUUUUUUAAGGCAAACUGCUGGUUCAUAGCCCAUAAAUAGCCUAAUAGUUAGGAAAUCUAUGUGUAUGAAAUAUCAGUUGGGAAGAUAUGCAGCAUGCACACACAUUGCGCCACAGGGAGGGAUCAGGUGUGGAUGUAUGUGAAAAACAAGGGCUGGUGAUUGGGAAGAAUCAAACAGCUAUGAAUUAGCAGUAUGUACCUUGGGAUUUGGUGUGCGGUGGUGGAUCUCCUGUUUGCUUCCAUUUGUGCUAGCAUUUUCAUUCUCAUUCCCUCUCCCUCUCAAUGUAUAUAGGUAGGUACGUAGGGAGAUAGGUAUUUGUAAAUAAAGCAAAUAUUUUAAAAUGCCAUAAAUCUCCUAUGUGCUCUUGGCCAGCUAAACCCAGGCACCUGUUAGAAGUAGGAAACCUGCAGAACAAAUUACAUUUGUGUGUGUUGUUAGCAUCGUAAUAUUUACCAGAAUGUUUGAGUGUGAGCUGGGAAAUCCCCUUGGCCACAAGUUCACUAUGUGGCUUUAUAUAUCCCUCCAUUUUUCAUGUUCCAAAUAUUGGCACAACUCAUGGGGUUAUUGCAAGGGUUUGUGGAGUAGUGGAUGUGAAGCACAGGACUCUAAAAACCACUUACCUUUACAGUACAGAGGUACUAUAUUUUACUUUUUCCCUCAGGAAAAUAAAGAUUAGUUGAACUGUUGUUUUAAAAGGAAAAUUAUAAUGUAUUUAAUAUCUUAUGUAUUGCUUUGUGAUAUUAUGCUGCUAAUGUGAUGUUACUUGCUAUUUUAUUUUUUAUUUUGCUCAUAAAUGUUUACUGACGUGGGCUGUUCAUAUUUAGAGUCAUGGUAGUGAUACUGUCCUUUCCCUUUUUGUGUUGCAGUUGGGAAGAGUUGCACUCUCUCCAGUAUACUUCGUGAUCAGCUUGAUCAUGAGAAUUUUCUCUAAGCCUCUGCCUCCCAUUACCCUGGAGAAUCCAGAUGUGAAAUAUGCUCUGCGACUGAUUGACAAAGAGGUAAUAGUCGCCAUAGCUCAAUUUUUCCUCUUCUCCCCCUGCCAAGUUAAGAUAGAGAACAAAAUGUACCAGGAUUCCCAAACAAUCCAUGGAAAACCGAAGUGUGUGUCUCCCACUCUCCUUAUAAGCAUGCGUGUUUAUUUUCUAAGCAAACAGGCAGUUCUGAAACAUGGCUUGGCGCUGUCAUCUAAACCACCGAGUAUCUUGGGCUUGCUGAUCAGAAGGUCAGCAGUUUGAAUCUGCGCAACAGUGUGAGCUCCCAUUGCUCUGUCCCAGCUCCUGCCAACCUAGCAGUUCAAAAGCACAUCAGUGCAAGUAGAUAAAUAGGUACUGCUGUAGUGAGAAGGUAAAUGGCAUUUCCAUGCACUCUGGCUUCCAUCACGGUGUCCCGUUGCGCCAGAAGCGGUUUAGUCCUGCUGGCCACAUGACCCAGAAAGCUUCUAUUGACAAACCAAAUCCCUUGGCCUGAAGCGAGAUGAGCGCCACACCCCAUUGACAAGUUUGACUGGACUUAACCAUCCAGGGAUCCUUUUCCUUUACUUUUACCUCUAUCUUGGUUAUAAAUAUAUGCGGUAGAAGAAUGUAUAAUACUCAAGCAUUUGCGCCUCCCUUCAAAGCACUGACUUGCCUGCUGUUCCUUUUUCAGGAGAUUAGUCAUGACACAAGAAAAUUCCGUUUUGCCUUGCCGUCCCCAGAACACAUUCUAGGCCUUCCUGUUGGUAUGUUUUUAUUUGAAGAAAAUGAACACUUUUUGCAGUGCAGCUGCAUCUAUCUAUCCAUCUGUCUGUGGGUUUUGUGUGUGGCGGAGGAAUAGAAUGGGAACCCAAGACAUUUGGUUGAAUUGUGGGGCUUUGAAAGGAAAGAGCCUUAUGAGCAGCCCACCCAACCACUCCUGUACUAAGCCUGUGGCUAUGUUUCUCCAUUGGCAGAAGGAGUAAAGCUCAGGGGGAAAGUAUUUAUGAUCUUUUAAAAUUGUCACAGCACCCAGAAAUACUGCUGCACCACUGAGCUAGAUCUGGAUCUGGUCAAUACAUGAAUGGAACAUCUCCUGGGAGCUCAUGGCUUUAGUUUCAAUAUGGAAGGAGAAAAAGUCAGAAGGCAAUGCCAACAAGUGCAAGAAAAGUAGCUUUCAACAUUCCUGAUUCUUCACGGAUCAGUGUUUUUCUCCUGGAGAAAUUGAGUCUUUUAUACAUUUAGCUAAUCGGAAAGAUGCCCCCACCUUGCUCUUGGGACACAAGUGGUGGCAAAGGCAGAAUGGUACUGUGGUGUCCAUUGUCUUCACACAGCUGGUUUAAGGACUUGAUGAGUUGGUUUACUAUAGCCCCUCUGUCUCUAGUUGCAACACAAUUUCUUUUCCUUCUCUGGUGUUCGGAUGAUUUGUCCAGGAGAACAGUUGUACUGUUCGUCCACCUCUCUUACCACCUGGGAGCAAGCUCUAACAUCUGAGCUUGCAGAAAGCAUAAGUAUCACAACAAAGCCACUUGUUAGUCUAACUUGUUAAUAUCAACCAUGAGAAUAGGUAUGACCAUAUAGAUAGUACUUUGUGUUAUUGAUGUGUAGUAUGACCAUGGGGAAAGUUAUCCAUUCUGAAUACCAUAAAACAAGAAGAGUCAACUGUUGGUCCACAGGUCACAUUCUGUUUAGUUGAUACUCCUGAGAACCUUGGGAAAGUGUUAGAAGAGCCAGAGAAUAGUCUCAAGGUACAUAGUUUAGUUCUUGUGCCUUGUGCACACCUGGGUAGGAGACCCCCUUGGGGCUCAGUGCAGAUGUGGGCCACUCUGGUAGCACAAACCUAUACAUGUCUACUGAGAAGUAAGACCCAUUGCAUUCAGUGGGACUUAACUCCCAGGUAAGCAAGUGUAGGAUUGCAGCCUAAGUUCCUGAAUUCUAUGUGUAGGAAAGAAGUACAAUAAAUUAUUGAGCUGGCUUUAUACUGUAGAUGUUAAAUUGCAAAUGUGGAGAGGGUGAGUUGGGAAAUCUUUAGUUUUGGAUCAUUUUUUAAGAAAAAUGAAGCUCUCAGAUGCAUUUGCUGAUUUGAUCUAGAACGGCCAUAACUUAACAUAGUAUUUUGGGAGAGCAUAGAGUGGUACCAAGUAUGCUAAAGGGAUGCCAAUAUCAAGGAAAAUGUAAGCAUGUUCUUCAGUCUCUUCAAAAUAUGAUGUAUUUUUUAAACUUACUAAUUUACCUCUAGGGCAGCACAUCUACCUCUCUGCAAGAAUCGAUGGGAAUCUGGUGAUCAGGCCCUACACACCAGUCACCAGCGAUGAUGACAAAGGUUAUGUGGAUCUUGUUGUGAAGGUAAUGGCUGUUGAGAAUGAUCGCUUCAGGGCAAUAAAGCAACAAAAUUUGAAGUAUCUCGUGACACUCCGUGAAGUAUUCAGUCUCAUUUGAAACCCUCACGUUGGGCCCCUGUACAGCCAUAUGCUUGCAGUGUGGUGGUGAAACUCUGUUGAUAAUUAGUCUAGAUUUGGAAAGGGUGUGAAGUGAGACAUGUUUCUUAUCCUUGCAUUGCCCACAUAGAAAAUCUGAAACUAAUCUGAUAUAUACACUACUAUUGUUUUUUGUUUUAAAGCUAUCAUUUUUCUAUUCUCUCUCUUUUAAAUAGAUAUAUUUCAAAGGAGUUCACCCAAAAUUCCCUGAUGGAGGGAAGAUGUCUCAGUACUUGGAAAACCUAAAAAUAAAUGACACGAUUGAGUUUCGUGGACCCAGUGGAUUGCUUGUCUACAAGGGGAAAGGCAAGACUGGUUUUUAUAAAUAGCAUGGGCUCAUAGGAAACAUCUCGUUCCGUAUAUUCCAUGGGUUACCCACAUGUUGCACUUCAGAUGUUGUUGGAACUCCAACUCCCAUUAUCCCUGACCAUUGACAAAGCUGGCUGAGACGGAUGAAAGCUAAGAGUCAUGCAGUAUCUUGCUGGCUGGCCCGACUCUGUCCUGUUCCUAGCUUUCUCUUAAGUGGAAUAAGACACCAGUUGCUUUCUUAAGGAAAGCCGGCAAAACAAUAAACAAGCAUUUAAAAGAAAAGGAAAAACCAAACACUUUGUACUAGCAGCAGAGUAAACUGGAUAAUUUGGUCAGAUGGAAAGAAAGUUAGAGGGUUUCCUACACGAUGGAAGACGUGCAGAAUAGGGUCGUGUGGGGUGUGCGCUGCAGGUGCCGUUUGUUACAGACUUCUAACUCUCCUGCAGGGAGUUCCUUGUGCGCACUGGAGCCCAUUUGAUACUCUGAAUGGGGCCAAUGUGCAUAUAAUGGCACACAGCAAUACUUCAGUCAUUACUUUAGUCAUUCUGAACAGGGAUUAAGAACAUCUGCUUCCUAAAUCAAAGCAUAGUUACCACAGGAACUCUGGUCGCUUUCAGAUAACUGAAGCACAAUUUAGUGCUCAUGUGCUGUGGUGUCUUGAGCUAAAAUGUGUCUCCUCCCCUUGCUUGCUUGCAAGGAAAGAACUUGCCAGCCGUAGCAGAAGCUAUGUAAUCAGUUUCCUGGUUCAGAAUAAGGCUGGUAUUAUUACAAGCCAUGAUGUUGUUGGCAUCUCUCUGUCUCGGGAGACAAUGGAGUGCGCCUCCGCGGGCAAAGUCAAACUGUUCCAUUAGCAGCCCUGAAGUGACCUCUUUGGGGACCAAGCCUGGGCAUUGUGUCUGGGGGUCCUGGGCUGCCUCCCUCUUGGCCUUGCUGAUGUGGUCCAAAGGAAAGCAGCAAUAUGUUUGGCACCAACGUGUCAACAGGAGUGGCCAGAAACAGGCGCGCAAGGAGGCAUCUUUCAUAUUCUUGCACAUGGAGGGGGAGAGAGCGCAUGGGCCCAGUUCCUGCUACAGCACGUUCUCUCAGUGCUAAACCCUGGUAGCGCUGUGCCUUCAUGCAGCCUCUCUAGUAGAAAGGCACAGGGAUUUCAGUAGUAAGUAAACCACCACAAGAAUUGUGGAUUCUAAUGGGAAUUCUCGCAGCUGCCUUCACUCUUCCUCUCACUCUGCCUUUUCUUGCACUGGAUGGGGCUUAGCUAAUGAAUCGGUUGGCAGCUCUCAAGAUUAGUAUUUUCCCUAGCUUAUGUUUAUUUUCUCAUAGAGGGUAGUAGAGGGUCUCUACCUAUUCUGCUGAGGCAACGGGGUCUCUAGAUGUUGUUAGACUCCCGCUCUCAUUAUCCCUGGCCAUUGACCGUGCUCACUGGUGCUGAUGGGAGUUUCUGUGUAACAGCAUUGGGGGGGCACAGGUUGCACAUGUCUAGGACAAGGUUUUCUUCCUCCAGUCUCCUAGUUAAGGGUGGGGAAAUUGUGGCUCUUAUCAACUUCUAUUUCUAGCCAUAAAACCACUGUUUAUGUCCUUUCUUGAUGUUUCCACAGGCGUAUUUGCUAUUCGUCCUGAAAAGAAAUCUGAACCGGUUCUUAAACAUGUCAAAUAUGUGGGGAUGAUAGCAGGUGGAACAGGUACAAAAUAGAUUGUUUGCUGUCUUUUGUGUAUUGAGUUUGUUUGUGUUCUCUAAGAGGUGGCUUUCUUUGUUUGACUCUGCUGUGGCUGGUUUUCCUCCCCUCCCCCCUUCUCUAAAGGAAUUACCCCCAUGUUGCAGCUCAUUCGGGCUAUCAUGAAGGAUGAAGAGGAUCCCACCAUUUGCCAUUUACUCUUUGCUAACCAGGUAAAUAGACGUCCCUAUUUUUAUUUUUUGUGGAUGUUAAUCUGAAGGAAAGGCAGGAUUUUGGCAGGGCUAAGAAAAGCAAAGUGGUGGUGUUUUUUUAAAGGGACAUAUUCAUUGAUGUUCAGUGCAAUCCUACACGUUUACUUGAGAAUAUAUUCUAUAAUUUACAAAGGACUUUACUCCCACAAAAGUAUGCAUAAACUUGCAGCCUUAUAUUUCCCCUUUUUGUACUGCUCGGAGCAGCUUGCAUUGGGUUCCCACAGUGUUCCAUCUCAGAAGGUUUCUGGACUCCUCCAUGGCUUCAGCAGUAGAACUAGGUCAUGUUCCUUCAGACCAUGCCAUGGGCUAGGAGUGGGAAUCUUUGGCCCUCAGGAUAUUGCCAAACUGUAAGCACAACCAGUGACAACGGGAGCGGUACUUCAGUAAUAUCUGGAGGUCAAAGGUCUUAGAUCAACAUUGAGUUUCCAGACGUUGUUGGCCUUACAACUCUUGGCCAGUAGAUGAGAUGAUGGUAGUUGAAGUGCAGCAACAUCUGGGAACACAAAGUUGAGGAAGCCUGCUCUAGACCAGGGUGGAGAACCUCAAGCCCAGGUGCUAAGCGUGCCCCUCCAGGCCUCUCUGUUGGCCCUGGGACUGUGCCCAGGCUGCAUUCUCUCCAUAGGCCACAUCAUUUGCUAGUGGCACCAUUUCACAUCUUUAGUGCUUUUGCCUGGAUGGAAUGUGCUCUUGAACUGUGAAAAGAGGCCUUGCCUGUGCGGAAAGAGGUACACAGAAAUCUCAGCCUACCAUGCAGAGGUAAAAAUUGCACUCAUUGCUCCACCCAACCUUCACUCAGACCCCACCCAGCGUGGCCAUGGCCCACAGAAGGCUGCCCACAAGACAAUGUUGCCCUUGGACUGAAAAUGAUUUUCUACCCCUGCCUUAGAUCUUGGAAUCUUUUGUAUCCUUGCUGAUGUGAAGAGACUGAAUCUAGCUGUGAUUUGUGGUGUUUUCAUACUCAGUUGUGCUUGACGUCUGUAUUGGGAUGAUAUAUCAAGCUACAUGCGUUGUUAGUCCAUCUUAAAUCUUUUUUACACCAAAAUAAAAGUAGCCCCAACACUAAGUAAGUGUGCCCUUAAAUUGCAGCCUACCCCCAAUAAAUUUAUCUGAAUUUAGUUUUCUCCACAGGGUGAUUUACCAAUUUUAAUCCUGUAACGUAACCUUCAUUGAUUUUUAGUAACAUGCUUCUGUACCUCCCAAGAUUCCUUCUGCAUUAUUUACCCUCCAUUGUGGCAUCUGCCUUGAGAUAAUCCCAUCCAGAAAUAGGUGUCUUCUCCCAGCAACAACAGGUGCAGAUGAAUCUUUCCUUGCAACCCUAAAUAUAGCCUUUUGUUUUGUGCCAAAUUCCUUUGGAUGGGUAAUAUUGCUCUCUUUCAUAAGGCAGUUGCUCUAGUCACUUGAUCAUUUGGGUUGCUCUUUUUCCAGCUCUACAAAAUACACACGUACUGUAUACAGAUGUGCACAUCUAUAUAAUAUUGAUAAGCAACUGAUGUGGUUUCUUCAGUGUUGCCUAGCUGCAAAAGAUACUGAUGCUGGGAUGGGAAGAAGCCAUGUGAUAUUUAUGCUUCUUUUCUGUAAGGAGUUCCUGUCCCCUCAGAAUGACUUGUCAUCAUUAGCCUUCCCUGAAUUCCUUCUGGCUGGCUAGAUGAGGCCUGUCCAAGUCACAACGCCCCAAGCUGAAGGGAGCCCACCAGGCAGAAGCCAAGGCCUGCCUGGAGCUGCGUUGUGUCUGGUGUGUCAAGAGUCUUAACAGAUGAAACCUGAAGAAGUGUCCCUUAUGGUGCUUUGAGAAAGUAGAGGGUUAUGGGCAGGGUGGAACAUCACUAUAUAAUUUCUUCCGACUUCUGGCAUUAUCAAACCAUGAUAUCAAAGUUGAUGGCAUGCAUCACAGCUAGACCUGUUUUGUUAUCCCUUGCUACCAAGAGUCCAGUCAGACCUCAAGCCAUAGCCUCAUGGAAAAGUGCGGUGAGAUGACAGCUUUCUAAUUUACGCCUGUUACUGUACUUCCCUCUUCAUUUACUGGUUUGGGAGUGGCUUUUACCUAGUCUUUUAAAAAAGUUUGUACAGUGGACAGCACAGAGCUACAAAAAAACACCCCCGUUGCUCCUUUUUUUUCUUGGACAGACUGAGAAUGACAUCCUGCUACGCCCAGAACUUGAGGAAGUGCAGGCUCAACAUUCAAACCGUUUUAAACUGUGGUACACGUUGGAUAGAGCACCUGAAAGUAAGUCCCUUAUUCUAUUAUGGUUAUUAUCAUCUUAGUUGUCCAUCUAAAAAUAUGUUUGUAUCUUUGCAAAUUUAUGUAUUGUACAAGUACACCUGUUAAGUGAGCCAGGAUUGGUGGUGGCUCCGUGUUGAGUGCAUGCAAGAAAACUCCAGUUUGCUGCGACAAAUGCCGGGGGGGAAAGAGACUUUUGUGGAAAAUGUCUUCCAACUGUAAUCACAGAAUUGUAAGCUGGCAGGGACCCAGAGGGUCAUCUAGUCCAAGCUUCUGCAAUGCAGGAAUCCUGCCCACAGCUGUCCCUGGGUGGACUUGAACCACCAACCUUCUGGUUAACAGACCCAUUGCACUGAUCCAUUGCACCACUUGAAGACGAUUGGAAAUUCAUGAUGUAAUAGAGAUGAGUCAAUGUUUGUGACUAACGACCUUUUUAAAGUUAGUUGACAAUAACUUCAUGCAUUAGCACAAUGACUCCUGAAUAUGUGAAGAGGCUCAUUAGAAAUGGGUUUUGGGUAAAAUGAAAUUUCUGUCUGCAGUGUUGGACUCAUUCACACUUGCUCACUAUCAACUGGUUCACAAAAUACAGUGAGCCCAAACUAUGGCUCACUACUUUGCUCCUACUGAGACAAGAACCAAUAUUGACUAGUGAGGAGAGAGCUUACUCAUGACUCCUGGUUCAGACAACAGUUAAACCUUGGCUUAACUCAGUGUCGUGUGUGAAUCAGCCAUUCUGUUCUUCAGCACCAGCAUAGGAUUUUCUCCGCAUUGACUUUGUCUGGGAAUUAAAAUCUUCAUCAGAAGCCCUUCUCUGGUGUGCCCUCCCUUGGUAGAUUAGGUUGGUAGUAACAACAGAAAGGGCCUCUUCGCUGGGGCACAGGAUUUCCUCCGUCUGUGUGCUCACCUGAUUCCUUAUUUGUUAUUUUAGGAACUAGACAAAGUUUGCCCUUUUAGGCUUUUAAUGGCAUUUAAGCAUUGUAUUUGUUCUUACCGUCUAAUUCUUGUUGUUUUAGUGUAUUUGAUUUUUAAUCACCUUGAAGAUUCUUCUUUUUUGACAGCAGAAUAAAAAUCCAUGAAUACAAAAUGUAUAUAUACAUUUAUUUUCUUUGGUGUCUGUAGAUACUACAGUGUCUCAUUUUUAACAGAUAACUUGGAUUGUGGUCUUUCCUAAUUAGGUUGGGAUUACAGCCAAGGAUUUGUGAACGAAGACAUGAUCAGGGACCACAUGCCCCCGCCGCAAGACGACGUUCUCAUCCUGAUGUGUGGCCCCCCUCCAAUGAUUCAGUAUGCUUGCAUUCCCAAUCUGGAUAAAUUGGGAUAUUCCAAAGAGAUGAGAUUUGCGUACUAAAGGGGAAUGGAGGCACGAUAAAAUCAGAAUGUGUAAGUGGGGGAAACAAUGGAUGGAAGUGCAGGGAACAGCAGGGAACAAGGCAGAAAAAGUGCCUGGGGCCUAGAGGUGUGAAGCUGCAUUCAGAGAGACUGCCAAACUCUCUAUACAAGUUUGGUGUCUUCUUAUUAGUGACACGCUGAAAAUUCUGUAAUGGAUAUCUGUGUUGUAUAUGGUAUCUUUAGCUUCGCUAUGCUUAACAAAUCUGUUGUAAGGCCACUGGAUUAACUCUUUCACAAUAGAUAGGCAAAAUGUAGCCGGCCUCUUGCAUCACCAAAGAGUUUACUGAUACAGCAUGCGUGCGUGAUAUGCAACUGUCAAGCACGCUUAUUAUGUGAAGGAAGAGUUUUCUUGUCACGAAGCUAUACAAUGAGCAGUUUAAGCAUAGCUGUAUUAAAUACACACUGAUCAAUAAUUGAAAUUUCAUUAUUGCCUUUAUUUGAAGAUUGGUGGUUUAGCCAGUUUGGGGGCGGGGGGGGGGGGGAGUGUUGCUUAGUUAAUGAAAAUACAUUAGAAACCUCUGUAUAUUGAGAACACACAACUGAUUUAUUGUCUCACUACAGAGCAAUGUCUUCCUUAAGUUUCUCUUGCUAAUCAUUCCCAAGUAAAGCUUUGUACACAAGUGUUCCUUAAAAUGCUUCCAACCUUCUUUAGUAGUGAAGUGUGUAAAACAGCCCAGUGCUAAACACAUUUCCGUGGAAAUAAGUCCCACUGAUUUUUUUUAAAAUGGUAUUUCAGUUGUAAUUGUUUUUGGGAUGUCGGUCACCUUUGGAAUGCUGUGGGACAUCGAACAAUUACUUAAAGCUCUAAGUGUGUGUCGUAUAUAUCUUCUUAAACUGUAAGCUUUACAACUGCCAGAAGAAGACUUCUACAAAUUCCUGAGAGAUGUGGGUAAUACCUAUUAACUGCAGAGGUAUCGUGUGCAUUUUAACUAAUCUUUUUAUAUCGAUCUUUUUAUACGUUGCUAAAUAGCGUUGUUAAAUAAAUUAAAAUUCUGUGGCCAGAUUCCCCCCAAAAUUAAUUCCACUGUGUAUGAAGAUGUGUGUGUGAUGAGGUCUUGCAUUCCCAAAUGAGUAAGUUCUAGUCUCUUCCAGACGUCCUUUUUUUGAUCUGCACUGGGACAUUGGGAUAAAAAGCCACAUUGAAAUGAAGGGAAAACUCUUUUGGCAGACUCAUUAAAACUAGAACUGCAGCCUAGCACCCCUCCCUAUGCCUGUGUAAUGAGUGGUUUCUCCAUCCACCUAGAGAGAGCAGGCUCCGGAGUCUGAACAUGCUUCUCUCCUGUCCUGUAUGCUGAUUCUAAGGCUCUUCUGUAUCUUGCCCUGAAGCAUCCUGUGGGUUCAGUUGAUCAAUUCCAGGACUCCUGCGAGGCAGUACCAUACUUGCCCUUAUUGGGAGUGUUUUGAGGAACAAAAGUAAGCCACUACAUAUAUUUGCUGAAGUCUUUUGAGAAGGGAGUGGGAGGGGUUGCAGCCUGAUGGAAUGCUAGUCAGGUGUGCACAACUUAGGACCUGCUAGUGGAAGAGCAAGAGGCUGAAGAAGAUAGAACAAAACACUAGAAUGGUUUUACUUCUGUGUGUGCUAAAUUCAUUGACUGAAACAACUCUUGCGGCAGAAAAUAAGCAAAGUCCAUGUAACUAUCUUUUUGCUUAAUAUUUUUGUAUAUCACUGUGGGCAAAAGGAACCUUAACUUUUUAAUAAAUGUAUUAUUUGAGGUGUUGAACAGCUCUGGCUCGCCUCACACAAACUGUUCUGUAGGACACAUCCUACCUGUUCAGCUAUUAAAUUUUCCAACUGCGACAUGGUAGAAAUAAAACUUUUUUUGCUUAUCAUUUACUGAUUUCAUGUAUGUCGUCUUACCUUAAUGUUGGACUAAUUUUUAAAAAAAAACCAAAAAACCAAAGGUGAAAUAAAUGUUCUCUGACAUGGCUCACAAAAGAGAACACAAAACAAUAAUAAUAAUUUAUUAUUUCUACCCCGCCCAUCUGGCUGGGUUUCCUCCUGGGUUUCCUAUUUCUGGGGAAACAGUUGAAAUGGCACUGUAUCCAGCAGAGCCAGCAAGAUAAAAUAAUAGAAGAGUUGGAAGGGACCAUGGGGGUCAUCUAGUCCAACCCCUGGCAAGGCAUCGAGUUCAUGUCCCUGAGAUUUAAGAGUCCCAUGCUCUACCAACCAAGCUAAGUCAAGAAGUCAAACAUAUUAAUACUGUAAUGAUGGGAGAUUAAUUCAGCAACAGCAGGAGAGACCAAGGUUGGUUGCAUGUGAACCACACUAAUGAAAAGCUCUAGAGAAUUCAAAGCUUGCACAGACCUUGGUUGACCUAAUAAACAGCAAGUCAGAUGAACAGACCUUUCUGCAGUAUAAUUAACAGCAGGCAUUGGAGACCAAAUGGAGCUACUCAGAAGGCAAUUAUUCUAUUUCAAUUAUUUAAAGCUCUUUCAAGCACAUUUUCUUAAUCCUUAACUACUCCAAAGUACGCCAAUGUGAUUACCUCUGUAUCACUACUAGCUAGAUCAUGGGGGUGGGGGGUAAGAACAAGUUACUUAACUCUGUCCAGUCUGUCCAACUAUAAGCAGUCAGUCCAUCUGUCAGUCCAUAUUUCUGUUCCAGGGGGUUCUGAUUCACACACCCUCCCUUUGAUAGAUACAUGAUGAAUGGGAGUUGAGGUACCAAAAAUCCUACCUUAAAAAACAUGCUCUUCCACGCAAUGGGGACUGGGUGUAUUUAUAAAUUGGAAAAUGUCUGGUCUGGCAGCCUCUUGCCUGUGGUCCUUGCCCCAUCUUGCAGAUAGCUACAAUACCCUUUAGACCACGUGUACAUGACUAAGAAGUUCCCAACAAGGGGACACAAAUUCCAUUCGCAACAAAAUUAACAGCUCCUAUAUUCACUCCUCCGUCUGCCUGCAGGGAUAAUGGCAGGAUCAGCUGAGUCAAGCAAGAGCCAUUUCCUACUCCCACCUCCCCCUUUUUAUAGCCUUUAGAGCAGAGGAAAUGUUUUGCCAGUGUGCACCAGGCUAGCUAAAAAUGGCUCUUCCUGGUCAUCUGAUAUUUCUAGGUAAGCAGUACAGCUUAACAGCUGCCAUUUAUAUAUUAAUUUGGCCUAUUACUGUGUGCAGCUGCUGACUUGCACCAUGAUUUGGCUUAACCGGAGAGGAAACCUGACAACAGGAUUGAAACUGUCUUGCCUGUUGCAGCAUGCCUUACAUGCAAUAGGAUGAUGAAACCAAAAUCAAAAUUUGCAGGGAGCAGAUCAUCAUUUUCUCAGUCCCAGUUCUUUGUAUACAAAUAAAAAAGCAUAUAAGAAGCCACAGAGCAGUUAUAAAACACACAUCACACAAGGUUUGUUAUGUAAAAAAGGAACAUAAACAAAAGUAGUUUUGAGGUGUGCUUUUUUAAACCCUCAUGCUUCACAAGUGUCAACUAUGAAGAAAACGAAUGAGGGGAUUAAACCAUUUCAUUAGUCCUGCAUGCCCAUGGUAAAUCAGACACCUGGAGUAUUUAAAAAGAGGCUGUCAGAGGUUUGCCAUAUGCAAGGAAUUUCCAAGAACUGUCCUGUGGCCUUGGUGGAAUUAACAGCCCCCCAACCACCUCGUGAGCGAAAGGGGUGGACAUCCAACAGGCCACCAUAAAGUUACCCCCUAACCUGGACUGUAGCCAGAUGGGCUGCAUUUACCAGGAACACCUGUUCCACUGAUUUUCUAUCACAGUAUCAUAUCUUACUGAUACAGGAAACCUGGACCAGGGAUGACAUAUCAUUAAAUGGAUACCUCUCCUUUACAUCUGGAGCUGAACUGGGGAAGAGGCAUCGCAGAGCAAAAGGGGAAUUAGGGAUCCCACAAGAUGAUCAAACCUAUCCAUUCUUAAGGAAAUCAGCCCUGAGUGCUCACUGGAAGGACAGAUCCUGAAGCUGAGGCUCCAAGACUUUGGCCACCUCAUGAGAAGAGAAGACUCCCUGGAAAAGACCCUGAUGUUGGGAAAGACUGAGGGCACAAGGAGAAGGGGACGACAGAGGACGAGAUGGUUGGACAGUGUUCUCGAAGCCACAAACAUGAGUUUGACCAAACUGCAGGAGGCAGUGGAAGACAGGAGUGCCUGGCGUGCUCUGGUCCAGGGGGUCACGAAGAGUCGGACACAACUAAACAACAACAGUUUCUAACAACAUCAGCUCCACACCAAGGCCCCUCCCUUCACUUAAGACAUACACCAUGGCUACUCUGUUCCAUCUUAACAAGCAGGCUCUGUUAAUUAUCACUGAAAGAUGUUAGUAGAGUGCACACACAAGUUUACCAGAAAAAUUUCAUUUAGGGUAUCUGUGGCUAGGUGGGAUUUGCUUUGUGGAUCUUCAAAGCCAAGAUACUCUUUUAGCUUUUGAGACGCAUAGACCCCUUCUUGGCUAAAAACAUCUCAUAUAACCAGGACAUCAGCCUUAUUCUCUUGGUUUCUUUCCUGUGAUACUUUUUGGCCCAUCUUCUUGUCAAGGGUGGAGCUUUAAUUCAAGAUGCCCUCAAAGUAGUAUAUUUUUCCAGGCUAACAUAUAAGUGGUAUUUCCCCAUUGUUUUACAGCAGAAAAUUCACUAGACACAAAACCUUGCCAUGCAAAUUAGUCACAACUUCCUGAGUGCCAGCACAAAACUGGGCGUCCCCUGCUCCACCUCAGCUAACAGAAAGCAGUUGAAUGGGCUGGGUCAUUUUCAUUUCUGAAGUGCCAAUACUUCCUUUGUGCUUUAUGCAUUUUCCAUUCCCUUUGCUGCUAACAUUGGCAGUGGCAAAUUUACCAUACCCUAGUGUUUAAAAGUCCAAACUAGGGAGGGUGGAAGAAUAUGAAUGUUUCAAAGCAGCCACCCACUUUUCUGUUGUGAGGGUAGUUCCAUUUCAUUGGGCUGGCCCGUCAGACACACAAUGCUUUAUUCAAACCAGAACGCUUAAGAUCACCAUAAGUUAUUUAAAGGUUUAUUGCUUGCAAUUUUACACAGUUACUUGGGUGUAAACCCCGAGAAAUCAGUUGGACUUCCUUUUGGAAGAUUUCAAAACUAGGGUGGCAAGAAACAUCUGAGUUAAAAACUACUACACUGACGUCUGCCAAUUUCUACUGUUUCAGACAAACAAUUCCAUGACCUUUGCUUCAGUCCAUAGCAAUUCUGAGAAUGAUUGGGCUACCAUAAGAUGAAUCAGAAACUAAUGUCCCGGCUAUGCAACACACAGUAUACACAAUAAAUCCAAUAUGGCUGAACUAUC
Podarcis lilfordi (Lilford's wall lizard) is the source of this 23566-nucleotide messenger RNA. The record is from the annotation of a GenBank genome assembly. Lineage: Eukaryota; Metazoa; Chordata; Lepidosauria; Squamata; Lacertidae.